Molecule: messenger RNA, 2614 nt
Organism: Nymphaea colorata (pocket water lily)
Lineage: Eukaryota; Viridiplantae; Streptophyta; Magnoliopsida; Nymphaeales; Nymphaeaceae
Product: pyruvate kinase 1, cytosolic-like
Exons: 16
Coding region: 819-2402 (527 amino acids)
Biological process (GO): glycolytic process
Cellular component (GO): cytoplasm
Molecular function (GO): potassium ion binding; pyruvate kinase activity; magnesium ion binding
Source: RefSeq, a predicted model, not a curated record
GAGAAAAAAAGCUUGGGCGGUGUGGCAGAGGAGGAAUGCAAUGAAUGGCUUCGCCUUUCUUCCCCUCGAAACAAGCAAAACCGGACGGUCUAAAACGUUGGGCACCGUCAGCCAGUGAGGGUAGGUAAAAGGACCACGCUGUCACCUGCCUUUCAAGUUUCUAACUCAAAGGCCUCUUCUCUACCUUCCUAAUCCUGCCCUCCCCUCCUCUCUCUACCGGGCUUACUGUAAAAUGUGCAAAAGAAACGCAAAAAAUGGUCGGGAGAGAUUGUCGGUCAGAAACAGAGGGAGGGAAUGGCACGCCCUUCCAAGUCAAAUCAGCCGCGUUGGCUGGCUGCUUAUGCGCCGCUCUCUCGACAAAAACUGGUUUUUAUUAAAGUAGCUACUCCUCCUCUAUUUCCUCCCGAUCUAGCAACCAAGUGAAAAGUUUGAAAAACCAUGGGAGCUUGACGUUUGACGUCGCUCUUCAAGUUUCAUCCAUAUAUAUUCAUUUGGUUGUCGCUACUACCCCUCCUGAAGCUUUCCCGAGCACACAGCUCCAACAGAAACGCGAAGGGGGUGAAAAUAUUAAAAGACGACUGCCUCUCCACUUCGUUUCCAAGCGCGGCCCUUUUCGCGUCAUUAUUGCUCAUUGAUUUCUUGUUUAAUAAUCCACCAAGGGGUGCAAUUUUCUCCGCCUUCCCUCGUCUCCGUCUCCGUCGCCGUCUAGUCCCCGAUCUCCUUUUGGGACUCGUCUCUUCUACCGCUGUUUGUUAACACCAUCUGCUCGGGCAACCAGCAGUGAAGGAGGAGGAAGAGGAAAAUCAGUGGGGAGAAAGAUGCAGGCUACACAUCUGUUGCUCGAAGAACCCAUCAGGAUGGCUUCCAUCCUGGAGCCUUCUAGACCGACUUUCUUUCCUGCGAUGACGAAGAUCGUUGGGACGCUUGGACCCAAAUCCCGGACAGUCGAAGUGAUCUCAGGCUGCCUCAAGGCUGGCAUGUCCGUUGCGCGUUUCGACUUCUCAUGGGGCGACGCCGAUUACCACCAAGAGACUCUGGAGAACUUGAAGAAAGCAGUCAAAGCCACCACAAAACUUUGCGCGGUUAUGUUGGACACUGAAGGUCCGGAACUGCAAGUGGUCAACAAAAGUGAGAAGGAGAUUGUGCUGAAAGCGGAUGCCUCAGUUAUUUUAACGCCAAACCAGGACAAAGAUGCAUCCUCAGAACUGUUGCCUAUAAAUUUUAACGGCCUUGCCAAGAGUGUUAAAAAAGGUGAUGUCAUUGCCAUCAGCCAGUACCUUUUCACAGGAAGCGAAGCCACUACUGUUUCACUUGAGGUGUCCGAUUUGGAAGGGGAUGAUGUAGUGUGUGUGAUCAGGAACGAUGCUACACUGAACGGUUCACUGUUUACACUCCAUCUUGCUCACAUUCGUGUUGACUUACCAACUCUGACUGAUGCAGAUAAGGAAGUCAUAAGCACAUGGGGUGUUCGGAACAAUAUUGACUUUCUUUCACUAUCUUAUACACGUCACGCAGAAGAUAUCCGUCAUGCUCGUGAUUUCCUUUCUAAGCUGGGUGAUCUUCGUCAGACCCAGAUUUUUGCAAAGAUUGAGAAUAUAGAGGGUUUAACCCAUUUUGAUGAGAUUUUACGAGAAGCUGAUGGUGUCAUUGUUUCUCGGGGUAGUCUUGGUUUAGAUCUUCCACCUGAGAAGGUGUUUUUAUUUCAGAAGGCUGCUGUUUACAAGUGUAACAUGGCUGGAAAGCCCGCUGUAGUUACACGUGUUGUAGAUAGUAUGACAAACAACCUUAGACCAACACGUGCUGAGGCAACUGACGUGGCCAAUGCGAUAUUAGAUGGUGCCGAUGCAAUUCUUUUGGGUGCCGAAACUCUCCGUGGGUUGUAUCCUGUUGAAACCAUUUCUAUAGUUGGCAAAAUUUGUGCUGAGGCAGAAAAAGUUUUCAAUCAAGACCUCUAUUUCAAGAAGACUGUAAAAUACGUUGGAGAACCAAUGUCACACUUAGAGUCCAUUGCUUCUUCGGCUGUGCGUGCAGCCAUCAAGGUCAAGGCUUCUGUCAUUAUUUGCUUUACAUCAUCUGGAAGAGCUGCAAGAUUGAUUGCGAAGUACAGACCAACUAUGCCUGUACUGUCUGUGGUCAUACCACGUCUCAAAACAAACCAGCUGCGGUGGAGCUUUACUGGUGCUUUUGAGGCUAGGCAAUCUCUGAUAGUAAGAGGUCUUUUCCCUAUGUUGGCUGAUCCGCGUCAUCCAGCGGAGUCAACCAAUGCUACCAAUGAGUCGGUUCUUAAGGUUGCGUUGGAUCACGGGAAGGCAUCAGGUAUCAUCAAGUCACAUGAUCGCGUUGUCGUUUGUCAAAAGGUCGGUGAUGCAUCUGUGGUGAAGAUUAUAGAGCUGGAAGAUUGAGUUUCAUGCUUUAUUCUGCCUGUUAGUUCCACCGUCCAGUGGUUAGGGUUUCAGGCCCUUUCCGACAAAUUUUGUAUGUUCUAAGCCAUCAAUAACAACGGCAGUCCGUGAGAGCUUGCCUGAUUUUGAUGUUACUCUUUUUUUUGGUCAAAUUGAUGUUACUCUUUUCACAGACAAUUAUAUGACAAUUAUAUAGCGUUUAUAGGCUGCAA